UAGGCGGUUUUGUAUUUUUGAACAGUUUCUUACCGCCGGUAUAGCUACAUCUAUUCGAUGUAAUUUCAAGUUGUUUUGAAUUGUCCAACUGCUCCACCCAUUUAACCGGUGCUAUUAGCUAGCUACAUUAUUAGCGACCUCCGAGUUCCUUCGAUCAGUCACAUUGACUGACUGGUGCCGCGGCCAGGAGGGUCAGCCAAUUGAUGGAACCAAAUGGUUAUUUGACGGGUAGUUUGAGUUGUUUGUGUUGUGGCCGCUGACAGCUCAGCAAAAACGACAAGGAAAACAGGAAGUGGCUCUGAUGGUGACACCUGCCUGAGGACACCUCCCACACCCCCUUUACCAUGUCUGGGAUCCAGGUGCCAUGGUUGCCUGGCACAGAGUGUGUAGCCAAGUACAACUUCCAGUCGACGAAUGAACAGGACCUGCCUUUCUGUAAAGGAGAUGUGUUGACCAUAAUUGGAGUCACCAGGGAUCCCAACUGGUACAAAGCGAAGAACACAGUGGGCAGAGAGGGAACCAUCCCAGCUAACUACGUCCAGAAAAGGGAAGGGGUCAAGUCAGGGGGAAAACUCAGUCUUAUGCCAUGGUUCCAUGGUAAGAUAACGAGGGAGCAGGCAGAGCUCCUCCUCUACCCCCCAGAGACUGGUCUGUUCCUGGCGAGGGAGAGCACCAACUACCCUGGGGACUACACCCUGUGUGUCAGCUGUGACGGUAAGGUGGAGCACUACCGCAUCAUCUACCACAACGGCAAGCUCAGCAUCGACGAGGAGGAGUUCUUCCAGAACCUCAUGCAGCUGGUGGAGCACUACACUAAAGAUGCCGACGGCCUCUGUACCAGACUCAUCAAGCCAAAGCUGAUGGAGGGAACGGUGGCCGCCCAGGAUGAAUUCUCCAGGAGCGGAUGGGCCUUGAACAGAAAGGAACUCAAGCUCAUCCAGACCAUUGGCAAAGGGGAGUUUGGAGAUGUGAUGGUGGGGGACUACAGAGGGACCAAGGUGGCAGUGAAGUGCAUCAAACACGACGCCACGGCCCAGGCGUUCAUCGCUGAGGCCUCCGUCAUGACGCAACUGAGGCACAACAACCUGGUUCAGCUGCUGGGGGUGAUCGUAGAGGAGAGGGGCAGUCUCUACAUCGUCACAGAGUACAUGGCCAAGCUUGACAGCCGUCCCCCUCUCCCCCCACCACAGGGCAGUCUAGUGGACUACCUCCGUUCUCGAGGACGGACCGUGCUGGGAGGAGACUGUUUACUCAAAUUCUCACUUGACGUAUGUGAAGCCAUGGAGUACCUGGAGGCCAAUAACUUUGUGCACAGAGACCUGGCAGCCCGGAAUGUGCUGGUGUCUGACGACAACAUCGCCAAGGUCAGCGACUUUGGUCUGACCAAGGAGGCCUCGUCCACACAGGACACUGCCAAACUGCCCGUCAAAUGGACCUCCCCCGAAGCCCUGCGAGAGAAGAGGUUCUCCACUAAGUCAGACGUGUGGAGUUAUGGUAUCCUGCUAUGGGAGAUCUACUCCUUUGGGCGUGUGCCUUACCCCAGAAUUCCCCUGAAGGAGGUGGUGCCGCGGGUGGAGAAGGGUUACAAGAUGGACGCCCCCGACGGCUGCCCGGUGGUGGUUUACGAUGUCAUGAAGCAGUGCUGGACCCUGGACGUGGGGCUGCGGCCCUCCUUCCGCAUGCUGAGAGACAAGCUGUCACAUAUCAGAGCCAAGGAGCUCUACCUGUGAGGGGCAGAGAGGGAAGACACAGCAGACUAGAGCGGAGGGAGGGAGCGUCCAGGCUGGGGGAAACUAACUGGAGCAGGAGCGGAAGUCAUCUGCCUGCUUCACCUGUAGACCACACCCUGCCUGAUACCUGACCUGGGACUGUAGUAAACCCUCCCCUGUGUUACCUUCCCUCUCUACUCUUCUGAAAGCAAGGAACAGUGUGUGUGUGUUGUAUAGCUUUCUGUCAGCUGGUUGUCUUCCUCUGUUCACUCCAUCGGCCUCCCUCUACCCCCUUCCUCCUGUUCUCCCAGUCUCUCCACUGUGGCAUUGUCACCACCUCAAACUCUUUUCUGAUUUUCUUCUUUUCCAAAACGUGAUAAUGGGGAGGCCGGCCUUUUCCUCCACAUGUUCGUCAGGUGCUCUCAAUCUCUCCUCUCCCUCUGUGCCAUGAUCAUUCCUGUAUCUCUGUGUUGGGUGGUAGUGUGGUGCUGCAUGCUGUCUGUCCCUCACCCUGAUGUGUGGGGCCUUGCUUGGGGCCUUGGCUCUGUGCCAAAGUGCCUCCAGUAUACAGAGCUCCAGAUCCCCUCAGCCUCCAGAACCUACUCCGCCACUCAGACUAUUCAGUUUCUAUCCCUUUUUUUAUUUUAUUUUGUCUUGGAGGUUGGUUGUUCAUUUGCUUUGUGAAGUUGUCUCCCUCCGGCUCCAGAACAGGUUCUUCUAUGUCCGUUAAAGAGAACGUGAACAUUUGAGAAGAAAAGAGGCCAGUGCAUAAAGAGCCUCAGCUGGGAAGCGCCUAUCUCCAACUCAACACAGGACUACAGAACAGGAGAGGGAGGAGCACUUCUCAACAUGGUCGAUUCAGCAUAUGUGGGCUUGUUUUAUAUUUAAAUGAUAAAAAAAAGACACAAAACUUAAAGAAGCCACGAAAAUACAGACUGAAGGAUAUAAGAAUGUUUUAGUGUCUGUGUGAAGCGAACGCUGGGGUUGGGUAUGUGCAUGCUGUGCGAGAGGCCUUGGGUUUAACUGUCAGUGCUUUCAAUGUUUAUUAUGCUACCAUGAUUAUGAAUAAAUCAUUCCAUCUGAUUAGUGUGGAAAGAAUGUAAACACUGACAUCACAGGGAGUAGGGGCUCCCCUCUGAAAGCACCUGGGUACUAUUCAGUCAUGUGAAUGUCCUGGAUGAUAGAGGUAACUGCAGGGCAGUGGGCCACUGGGGAUGCCCUGGGUGUUUGUUCCAUAUGAAGUGAACCUCAAGUCAUUAUGCUAUUACACACAUUCCCACACAGUAAAUAUUCAUUUACACAGGUAAUACAGCAAUUCCACACACUUUACAUACCCACUGGGUUCAUACAUACACUUGGGCCAAUGAAUCUUUAUUUGGUUGAACUGUGAAUAAGGUAUUCUAACUAUGGAUUGGUCCUGUGGUCUUCAAAUCACAUUUUAUUGGUCACAUACACAUGGUUAGCAGAUGUUAUUGCGAGUGUAGCGAAAUGCUUGUCAGAACCUGUGACUUCACAGAUUGAGCCUAAAAUAAUUCUCACACGCAGCUCUGUUUUAGAAUGUAGAAGUAUUUAUGAGGGUGUGAUAAUAGAUAUUGCUGAUGUGCCAAAAGAGCCUUCAAGCUGUGAAGCUGCAGUGUUCUGUGUCAGCUGACCUGUUUCCAUUUCCAAUGGUCAGUCAAACAGACUAAAGCUCCUCUCAUCAUUCAUUCUCUUCUCCAUUCUCUCUUCUCUGGAGUGGCUGUUCCUCCAUUUGCCUCCAGUGAUGUUCUGCUGAGGACAGGGGGCACACAGAAUGAUUCUGAGCCUGAACUGAGCAGAGCACACAGUCCAGCUCAAAUGGAACAGCUUUACGGGCCUUUUCUUUUCUGUCUUGUGUAUUUUUAUUUUUUUUGUAAAGGGGAGAAAAAAACAUUUGACUCAAUUAUCUUCAGCUUUUGUGUCUUUCUUUCUGGCUCAAAGCAUUCCUUCUUUUCCCAUGUGUCUUUCUGUUUCCAUCCCUCGUCCUGUCUCGCCAGCCCUGUUGCUUGCUGCACAUAAGGAGCCAACAGUUGUCCCUGGCUGGCUGGCUCAUUUUGAUUCCUAUGAAUGUUGAUGGCGCUGACAGUCCAGAGUGGUAACAAUGGGCUGGUUACACAACACAGGGCGCUCUCAGCCAAGGCUGUGCGGUUCUGCUCAGCUGUCAGGACCCAUCAUUACACUGGGCCGUCACUCCAUCUCACAUUAUACAGUGCUGCUGGAAACACAGGAGGAGCAUUGCUGGAGAGGGACCUCUCAGAUUUAGAUCUCUAUUGCUUACGCUACUGCAAGAGUGCAACGAUUAAUCUUACUCACCCAGUCAUGUGAUGGUUGUACCACUACCAUGGAUCACCACCAGCUGGCACCGUGUAGUCUACUCCAGUAGAACUCAUGGAUGGAGAUAAAUAUGUUACGUCAGGCCUUCAUUGUAAAUAAGAAUUUGUUUUUAAUUGAUCUGCCUGGUAAAAUGCAAUGCAUCAAUAAAAAGCCUGUGUGUGAUA
Molecule: messenger RNA, 4225 nt
Organism: Oncorhynchus nerka (sockeye salmon)
Lineage: Eukaryota; Metazoa; Chordata; Actinopteri; Salmoniformes; Salmonidae
Product: tyrosine-protein kinase CSK
Exons: 13
Coding region: 345-1730 (461 amino acids)
Biological process (GO): adherens junction organization; protein phosphorylation; regulation of Fc receptor mediated stimulatory signaling pathway
Molecular function (GO): protein binding; ATP binding; non-membrane spanning protein tyrosine kinase activity
Source: RefSeq, a predicted model, not a curated record